Molecule: messenger RNA, 8041 nt
Organism: Cebus imitator (Panamanian white-faced capuchin)
Lineage: Eukaryota; Metazoa; Chordata; Mammalia; Primates; Cebidae
Gene: DIP2A
Product: disco interacting protein 2 homolog A
Exons: 39
Coding region: 235-4980 (1581 amino acids)
Cellular component (GO): cell surface
Source: RefSeq, a predicted model, not a curated record
GCCGGCCGGGCGCUCAGGAGCGCGCGGGGCAGCGGCGGCGCGAAGGAGCCAUCCGCGCUCGUGCCCGCGCGGGUGUGUUGCCGCCCUGGCAGCGCCCCUGCCCCGCCGCCUCCCGGUCCUUGCCUGGCGGACGUGGGUUGUUUGCCUGAGGGGAGCAACGUAGCGGCGGUCCGCGCUCCCGCCGCCAGGCCCGGUCCGGCUCCAGCCUCUGCCCGGACGCUGGCCGGCCUGGCCAUGGCUGACCGCGGGUGCCCGCUGGAGGGGGCGCCGCUGCCCGUCGAGGUGCGGGAGAGCCUGGCUGAGCUGGAGCUGGAGUUGUCGGAAGGUGACAUCACUCAAAAAGGAUAUGAAAAGAAAAGGGCAAAGCUGCUUGCACGUUAUGUACCACUUAUUCAAGGAAUAGACCCAUCUCUGCAAGCAGAGCAUAGAAUUCCUGGGCCCUCACAAACCACUGCCAUGGCACCCAAGCAGCAGAAGUCACGGCCCACCACCUCGAGAGACGAGCGCUUCCGGUCAGAUGUCCACACUGAAGCCGUGCAAGCAGCUCUGGCCAAGUACAAAGAGAGGAAGAUGCCUAUGCCUUCGAAAAGACGUUCUGUCCUUGUGCAUUCGUCUGUGGAGACCUACACCCCUCCAGACACGUCGUCUGCCUCAGAAGAUGAGGGCUCUUUACGGCGACCCGGGCGACUCACCUCCACUCCGCUCCAGAGCCAUUCCAGCGUCGAGCCCUGGCUCGAGCGGGUCAUUCAGGGCUCGUCCACCUCAUCCUCUGCAUCCUCCACCUCAUCUCACCCGGGAGGGAGACCCAUCGCCGCUCCCAGUGCUGCAGCCACGCCGGGGGCCGCCGCUGCCACUGCACUCGCAGGCCUUGAGGCCCACACCCACAUAGAUCUGCAUUCUGCCCCUCCUGAUGUCACCACGGGCCUCGUGGAGCAUUCAUACUUUGAGCAUCCGCAGGUGGCUUCUGUGAGAAGUGUUCCUCGGGGAUGCAGUGGGAGCAUGCUGGAAACAGCAGAUGGUGUCCCUGUGAACAGCAGAGUGUCCUCCAAAAUCCAGCAGCUUCUUAACACCCUGAAGAGGCCAAAGCGCCCCCCACUGAAGGAGUUCUUUGUAGACGAUUUUGAGGAAUUGUUGGAAGUUCAGCAACCAGAUCCAAAUCAGCCGAAGCCUGAGGGAAGUGAGACGAGUGUGCUGAGAGGGGAGCCUCUCACUGCAGGUGUCCCCCGACCGCCGUCGCUGUUGGCCACCUUGCAGCGCUGGGGCACAACACAGCCCAAAUCCCCCUGUCUGACUGCUUUGGAUACAACUGGGAAGGCCACCUACACUCUCACCUAUGGUAAACUUUGGAGUCGGUGUUUAAAACUAGCUUAUACUCUACUUAAUAAACUGACUAAUAAGAAUGAACCUCUACUUAAACCUGGAGAUAGAGUGGCGCUCGUGUUUCCCAAUAGUGACCCCGUGAUGUUCAUGGUUGCGUUUUAUGGGUGUCUCCUGGCAGAGCUGGUUCCUGUCCCCAUAGAAGUGCCAUUAACGAGAAAGGAUGCAGGCAGCCAGCAGGUUGGGUUUCUGCUGGGCAGCUGUGGGGUCUCCUUGGCCCUGACCACAGACGCUUGUCAGAAAGGCCUCCCCAAGGCACAGACGGGAGAGGUGGCAGCUUUCAAAGGAUGGCCUCCCCUUUCCUGGCUGGUGAUUGAUGGGAAGCAUCUAGCCAAGCCCCCCAAGGACUGGCACCCUCUGGCCCAGGACACAGGGACUGGGACUGCCUACAUUGAGUAUAAAACCAGCAAAGAAGGCAGUACAGUGGGCGUCACUGUGUCCCAUGCAUCCCUGCUGGCACAGUGCCAGGCUCUGACCCAAGCAUGCGGGUACUCAGAAGCUGAAACAUUAACAAAUGUGCUGGAUUUCAAAAGGGAUGCUGGUCUGUGGCAUGGAGUGUUAACAAGCGUCAUGAACAGGAUGCACGUGGUCAGUGUCCCCUACGCACUGAUGAAGGCCAACCCGCUCUCCUGGAUCCAGAAAGUAUGCUACUAUAAAGCUCGGGCCGCGCUGGUGAAGUCACGAGACAUGCACUGGUCUCUCCUAGCUCAGCGAGGCCAGAGGGAUGUCAGCCUCAGCUCACUGCGAAUGCUGAUUGUGGCAGAUGGUGCCAACCCGUGGUCAAUCUCCUCCUGUGACGCCUUCCUCAACGUCUUCCAGUCCAGAGGUCUGAGGCCAGAGGUCAUCUGUCCUUGUGCCAGUUCUCCUGAGGCGCUCACUGUCGCCAUCCGCAGGCCACCUGAUCUGGGAGGACCACCUCCAAGAAAAGCGGUUCUGUCGAUGAAUGGUCUAAGUUACGGUGUUAUCAGAGUGGAUACUGAAGAAAAGUUGUCAGUCCUUACUGUUCAGGACGUUGGUCAGGUGAUGCCUGGAGCUAAUGUAUGUGUUGUGAAGUUAGAAGGUACCCCUUAUCUUUGUAAAACUGAUGAAGUGGGAGAAAUAUGCGUCAAUUCCAGCGCAACUGGCACAGCCUACUAUGGAUUGCUUGGAAUCACGAAGAAUGUGUUUGAGACAGUUCCAGUCACCGCAGGAGGGUCACCCGUCUUUGACAGGCCUUUCACCAGGACGGGCCUGCUGGGCUUCAUUGGGCCUGACAACCUGGUCUUCAUCGUGGGCAAAUUGGACGGGCUGAUGGUCACUGGAGUUCGCAGACACAAUGCGGAUGAUGUUGUGGCCACUGCACUGGCCGUGGAACCCAUGAAGUUUGUCUACAGAGGCAGGAUCGCUGUGUUCUCUGUGACUGUGCUGCAUGAUGACCGGAUCGUCCUGGUAGCUGAGCAGCGGCCGGAUGCCUCGGAGGAGGACAGCUUCCAGUGGAUGAGCCGCGUGCUGCAGGCCAUCGACAGCAUCCACCAGGUGGGCGUGUACUGUCUGGCCCUGGUUCCUGCCAACACCUUGCCCAAGGCUCCUCUUGGAGGGAUUCACAUUUCUGAAACCAAACAGCGCUUUCUGGAAGGGACACUGCACCCGUGUAACGUGCUGAUGUGCCCUCACACCUGUGUUACCAACCUCCCCAAACCUCGUCAGAAACAACCAGAGGUUGGACCAGCCUCAAUGAUCGUGGGGAACCUGGUUGCUGGGAAGAGAAUUGCACAGGCUUCUGGGAGAGAGCUCGCCCACCUGGAGGACAGUGACCAGGCACGGAAGUUCCUGUUCCUGGCUGAUGUGCUGCAGUGGCGUGCCCACACCACUCCUGACCACCCGCUGUUCUUGCUGCUGAACGCCAAGGGCACCGUCACAAGCACUGCAACCUGUGUCCAGCUGCACAAAAGGGCUGAGAGAGUGGCCGCGGCUCUGAUGGAGAAGGGAAGACUGAGUGUUGGGGACCAUGUGGCUCUGGUCUACCCACCAGGGGUGGACCUCAUCGCCGCAUUCUAUGGCUGCCUGUACUGCGGCUGCGUACCUGUCACUGUGCGGCCCCCGCACCCUCAGAACCUAGGCACCACGCUGCCCACCGUCAAGAUGAUCGUGGAGGUCAGCAAGUCUGCAUGCGUCCUCACCACACAGGCCGUCACACGGCUGCUCAGGUCCAAGGAGGCUGCCGCCGCUGUGGACAUCAGGACCUGGCCCACCAUCCUAGACACAGAUGACAUCCCUAAAAAGAAGGUAGCGAGCAUUUUCAGGCCCCCCUCCCCCGACGUCCUCGCAUACUUGGACUUCAGCGUGUCGACCACUGGUAUAUUAGCGGGAGUGAAGAUGUCGCACGCGGCCACAAGCGCCUUGUGCCGCUCCAUAAAGCUGCAGUGUGAGCUGUACCCCUCGCGGCAAAUUGCCAUCUGCCUCGACCCCUACUGUGGUCUUGGCUUUGCCCUGUGGUGUCUGUGCAGCGUCUACUCGGGACACCAGUCAGUGCUAGUGCCACCACUGGAGCUGGAGAGCAACGUGUCCCUGUGGCUGUCAGCUGUCAGCCAGUACAAGGCCCGCGUCACCUUCUGCUCCUACUCUGUGAUGGAGAUGUGCACCAAGGGCCUUGGCGCGCAGACAGGUGUCCUCAGGAUGAAGGGGGUGAACCUGUCAUGUGUGCGCACAUGCAUGGUGGUUGCCGAGGAGCGGCCCAGGAUUGCGCUGACCCAGUCGUUCUCCAAGCUCUUCAAGGACCUGGGCCUGCCGGCCCGCGCCGUCAGCACCACAUUCGGGUGCAGGGUCAACGUGGCCAUCUGCCUCCAGCCCAACAGGCUGGGAAAGCUGGCUGAGCAGGGCACAGCUGGGCCAGACCCCACAACCGUCUACGUGGACAUGCGGGCACUGCGCCAUGACAGGGUACGUUUGGUAGAACGGGGUUCUCCGCACAGCCUGCCGUUGAUGGAGUCUGGAAAGAUCCUCCCUGGCGUGAAGGUCAUCAUCGCACACACUGAGACCAAAGGGCCCUUGGGAGACUCACACCUGGGAGAGAUCUGGGUGAGCAGCCCCCACAACGCCACCGGCUACUAUACAGUCUACGGUGAGGAGGCGCUUCAUGCUGACCACUUCAGUGCCCGGCUGAGUUUUGGAGACACACAGACCAUCUGGGCAAGGACUGGCUACCUUGGCUUUCUUCGACGAACAGAGCUCACUGAUGCCAGUGGAGGACGGCAUGAUGCACUGUAUGUGGUUGGGUCUCUGGAUGAAACUCUGGAGCUCCGGGGCAUGCGGUACCACCCCAUCGACAUCGAGACCUCUGUGAUCCGAGCACACAGGAGCAUUGCUGAAUGUGCUGUAUUCACCUGGACCAACCUGCUGGUGGUGGUGGUGGAGCUGGAUGGGCUAGAGCAGGAUGCCCUGGACCUGGUGGCCCUGGUGACCAACGUGGUGCUGGAGGAGCACUACCUGGUCGUGGGCGUGGUGGUCAUUGUGGACCCAGGGGUGAUCCCUAUCAACUCUCGGGGUGAGAAGCAGCGCAUGCACCUGCGAGAUGGCUUCCUGGCAGACCAGCUGGACCCCAUCUAUGUGGCCUACAACAUGUGAGCACAGUGCACCAGCCCAGGUGCCAGAGAUGAAUGAGCCCCAGCAGUCCAAGGUGUGAUGUGGGAAGACACUGCAGAGCCUACCCACCGGGACUCACCCCUUCCUGUGCUUUUACAGAUUCCUCUCAGCAGUUCCCCGCAGCUCAUUUUAGAAACUACUUCCUGAAUUAUUUAAAGAAAUAUUUUGAAUCUGCCAAGUACAUUUACAAAAACACGGAUGCUGAUAUUUUAACAGAUGGAGUGACAAGGAAAGGAAAGGCCUGGCGUGGGCAUCGUGAGGAAUCACAGGCACCGCGGUUCUCUGCUGUACUGCAAGUUUGCACUUUCUUUAGGCUAAAAAUAUAGCUCCUGAUUUUUAAAAUUCAGUUAUUUAUUCCCAUUUCAAAUGACAAGUUCAUACAUAGAAUUUAUGCUGGAGAGAAACUUGAGGCCAUGAAUACAGCUGCCUCACUUCUGUUUCACAAGGAUGAUGGAAAGGAAGCAAGCGGGACCCAUCCUUUGUACUCACAGAGGGCACUGUGGUCACACGCAGUGCUUCCUCUGCCAGUUUCUUUAUUGAAACAGACGUGCUGGUUGUCAGCAUAUCUUGUCACUGACACUCAAUAAGUGCCAUUUUGGACUGUCAAGUUAGAUGCUUUGUUUCAGAAAGAUAAGCCAGCAUUUAGUUUUAAAUCAUUUUCCUGGUUUUUAACUUUAUGCUGUUAAAUUGCUAGUUUUCAUAACACUGCAAUACUAAUUCUUCUCGUGGAAGUGUACUGAUUUAUUGUUUUUAUUCCAAGCCAUCAGACUUAGAAGCAUUGGUGGUAAAGUCUAAGGUUUUCAUAUCUAUCGUACUGUUUGGUGAGUACCGGCAGUACAGUUGAGGGGUCGCAGGAAACACCAUUGCCCCAUAUUGAAGGUGGAGAUGGUUACAUUCUUUACUGCCUUUCGCAUUUUGAGUUGUGUGCCUAUAAAAUUUGGCCAAAUCAUUUUAUUAUUUUGUUCAAACUUGACUAAGCUGAGUGAUCUAAAAUACAGAACCUAAGUCAAAAGAAGAGAAUGUAAAAUCCUUCAGUUACUUCUAAGAAUUUGAAGUCAAGUACAAAUCUAAAACAUAGAUUAUUUUUAUAUAGCUAAUUAAGAGUAUGUUAUGAAAUUGUUGGGUUUUGGGGUAUUGAGGGCGGAAAAUUUUGUGAAUCAUGCAUGCUUCACAGAAACAACCAGGUUUUUCCAGAAUUAGUCUGGAUCAGUGCCUAACAAAGCUGUUAUUAAUUCUCCACACGUGAGUCUGGCUAACUGGCCCAGCCCUCAUAUUUUACUCCUGUCUGGCUACAAAUAGCAUUGUGCAUAGUAGCCCUGUUUGCCCAUGGUGUUGGAUUGUGGUAAAGUAUGCUGUGACAUACUGGAAUCCUAAUAAUCCUCUUGUAAUUAUGUACAGAAUCUAUGUAACUUAUUGUUGACAUAUAGAGGUUUGGGCAGUGGUCUAACGGAGGACAUUCCUUACAACAGAAUGGCUGGGAAGGGAAAGGGAAAAACUACCUAACUCCAAUCUUAAUGUCGUAGUUUUAUAGCAAACAAAAAUUGUAAACUUUUUGUAUUGAAAGGUCAGUAGUGGUAAGACAAGGUGUCUUGUAAAUUAAGAUUUUAAGAAGUACAUUAAAAUGUUUUAGAAUUACUCUGGGAAUUCUGUAUAUCACACUAAAAUUUUUAUAUCAUUAUGUUAAUAAAAGUUAUUGACUUUGUAAUUCUGCAUUUUGAAAUGUAUGAAAAGGGUUUUAAAGUUACCCUGAACAGGAUGUAUUUUAUUUUGCAUUUUUUUCUGACUAUAAAAGCAAUUAUGCUUACAGCAUAAAAUCUAGAAAGCACAUUAAAGUAUUAAAAAAAUUUAAAUUUCUUAUAAUUCUACCUCCAAGUAAAUAGCAUUAGUAUGUGACAUAAACCCUCUCAGGGAUUUAUUUUUUCCAUUUUAAAAAUUUUUUACAAAAUGAGGAUCAAGUGCUUUUUUAAAUAAUCUGCUUUUGUACUUAAUAAAUUAUAUAGACUUUUAAAUCUAUUACAUAUUUUCUUCUACAUGUUUCAAUGGUGUAUUUUACAAGUGUGCCAUGACUGUGGUAUUUGCUGUACUGCUGUACAUCACUGUUGUGGCGUCCUUUUAGAUGCACUUUGACACUGCCAUUACAACUGCUGCCUUGGGCUCAGUUACAGGUAGAGAGUAUAGGUCAGAGUUCAUGCCAGGUGUGAAGCUUUGGGUACCUGCUGCCCUCCAGAAGGGCAGGACGACAGCAUGGAAAAGGCCUCUUUGCAGUUGCCAAGCAGUGUUGGCAAUGGACAUGCUCAAGAUUAAAAUAAAUCUUUGACAAUUUGAUAGACAGUAAGUGUUGUGUCUGGUCAUGUUAAAUAUGUCCUCAUGUAUUCAUGGCCAUUUUUAGUUCUUAUCUGGUGUAUUUUGUUCAGAUUUGGCAGUUAUUAUUAUGGUCAAGUUUUUUUCUUACUGACUUGUAGGAAUCUUUUUCUAUUAAGAAUUAUAACCUCCAUAUACUUGUUACUUUUUCUGGUGGGUUAUUUCUAUUUUGAUUCUAUUUGUUUAAAUGUUGUAUUUGCUUUAUGCAAACUAUGGUUAUUGUGUUUAAUUUCAGAUUAUGAAUACAGCUGAUUUAUUUCAAAGUGGUUCUUCUGGAAUGGUCAGCAUAAACCAGUGGGGGGGUACAUGGCAGAGAAGUAACUAACCUCCAGUGUUUGCCUGGUUCCUGCCACAGUGCUGGACUUCAGGUCUUCCAAACUGUUCUAAAGAAAGGUCAAGGGACCUGCUGGUGCCACUGUGUCUUUCUGUCAGUAAAUAUCCUCAGUAAAUCAUGUGCACGUUAUUUGCCAUGUAAAAAAAAGAACAGGAAGAGGAAGCAUUCCCUUUCUACCUGAGAUCAUGUUACAUAAAUUUUGGGUCUGAAAGGGUUAGGAAAGGCAUACUCUGUUUAAAUUGGAUAUAGUAACAGUGUUGUAACACUGUGCAUGGCAUUCAUCCUCUUGUUUGAUGUUCAGUUUCAGUAAUGGAGAAUUAAAAGGAAACUACACGUAAAAUUUCAAAA